UCCAUGAACCUCCUCUUUGGUCUCCCUCUUCUCCUCCUGCCUGGUGGCUCCAUCCUCAGAAUCCUUCUCCCUUUCUACCCUGGGUCCCUCCUCUGCACAUGUCUAAACCAUCUCAGUCUCACCUAUCGGACUUUGUCUCCAAAGCCUCCUACCUUAAUUGAGGCUCAUGUGCCCAGACGAUGCCAACAUUGCGGGUAAUGUCCACGGAGGCAUCAUCCUCAAGAUGAUUGAGGAUGCUGGAUGCAUUGUGGGAACGCGACACUGCAACACGCAGGAUGGGGACCACUGUGUGGCAGCGCUGGUUCGGGUGGAGAAGACAGAGUUCCUGUGUCCCAUGUUUAUUGGUGAGAUUGCCCACGUCAGCGCUGAGAUCACUUACACCUCCAAACACUCUCUGGAGGUGCAGGUCAAAGUCAUUGCUGAGAACAUACUGACAGGGGUCAAAAAGCUGGCAAGCAAGGCAGUGCUGUGGUAUGUCCCCUUUUCCAUGGAGAACGUUGAGAAGAUCAUGGAGGUUCCACCCAUCAAGUACACCAGUGAAGAACAAGAGAAGGAGGGCAGGAAGCGGUAUGAGGCUCAGAAAGCAGAGAGACUGGAGACCAAAGCAAAGCUUGAACAUGUGCUGUCACCUCCAUCCAACCCAGAACAAUACACAGUUGGCUUCAGCCAGUCCAGCCUGAUCCAUUUGGUGGGUCUUACAGACUGCACACUGCACAGUUAUGUGCAAGGAGGUCUGACCAUGAAUCUGAUGGACAAGGUCGCCGGCAUCGUGGCAGCUCGGCACUGCAACACCAACAUAGUCACCGCCGCCGUGGACGCCAUCAACUUCCACCGCAAGAUCAAGAAAGGCUGCGUGGUGACUGUGACGGGGCGGCUCACGUUCACCAGUGACAAGUCGAUGGAAAUCGAAGUGUUUGUAGAUGUUUGCUCUCUGAUGAACACAGAAAAGGAGAACUAUCGUGCUGUGUCUGCCUUCUUCACCUUCAUCUCCCUGGACAAGGACAAUAAGUCUCUUCCUGUCCCUCCUCUGAAGAUUGUUGGAGAGGAGGAGCAGAAACAGUUUGAUGAGGGUAAGGUACGAUAUCUCCAGAGAAAAACAAAGAGGCUUGCAGGCGGGGAGCGCCUGCAGUGACACCACUGCCCAUCGAAGCUGGACACCGGCAUCAACACCACAUCUACGUGACCCGGCACGUACUGUAUGAAGCAAACAGAUGCAGUAUUUAACAGUCCUUAAAUAUAGCUUCCUCCUAAGGCGUAAUCCUGCACUUAAUCUUAUCUUGUGCUGCACACCAAAGUGUCA
Thalassophryne amazonica is the source of this 1300-nucleotide messenger RNA. RefSeq names its product acyl-CoA thioesterase 7 (gene acot7). NCBI's taxonomy places the organism in Eukaryota, Metazoa, Chordata, Actinopteri, Batrachoidiformes, Batrachoididae. The transcript is spliced from 9 exons. The coding region runs from base 167 to 1132 and encodes 321 amino acids. Gene Ontology annotation, biological process: palmitic acid biosynthetic process; acyl-CoA metabolic process. Gene Ontology annotation, cellular component: nucleoplasm; extracellular exosome; cytosol. Gene Ontology annotation, molecular function: long-chain fatty acyl-CoA binding. The record is from RefSeq and is a predicted model, not a curated record.